This is a messenger RNA of Balaenoptera musculus (blue whale), 1343 nucleotides long. RefSeq names its product 1-acylglycerol-3-phosphate O-acyltransferase ABHD5-like. Gene Ontology annotation, cellular component: lipid droplet. Gene Ontology annotation, biological process: positive regulation of triglyceride catabolic process; negative regulation of triglyceride storage. The record is from RefSeq and is a predicted model, not a curated record. Lineage: Eukaryota; Metazoa; Chordata; Mammalia; Artiodactyla; Balaenopteridae. Bases 22 to 1074 code for a protein of 350 amino acids. The transcript has a single exon.
GCUCGCGCGGCAACGGCGGCCAUGGCGGCAGAGGAGGUGGAGGUGGGCUCUGCGGACGCUAGUGAGAAGUCAGGAUGGCUAACUGGUUGGCUUCCCACGUGGUGCCCUACGUCAACAUCACACCUUAAAGAAGCUGAAGAGAAAUUUUUAAAAUGUGUCCCCUGCACAUACAAAAAAGGACCUGUUCGUAUAUCUAAUGGAAAUAAAAUAUGGACACUGAAGCUUUCUCAUAAUAUUUCAAAUAAGACUCCACUUGUCCUCCUCCAUGGUUUUGGAGGAGGUCUUGGACUCUGGGCACUGAAUUUUGGAGAUCUUUGCACCAAUAGACCUGUCUAUGCUUUUGACCUGCUGGGCUUUGGACGAAGUAGUAGACCCAGAUUUGACAAUGAUGCAGAAGAAGUAGAGAAUCAGUUUGUGGAAUCCAUUGGAGAGUGGAGAUGUGCAUUAGGAUUGGACAAAAUGAUUUUGCUUGGACACAACCUGGGUGGGUUCCUGGCUGCUGCUUACUCACUGAAGUACCCAUCAAGCAGGGUUAGUCAUCUCAUUUUAGUGGAGCCUUGGGGUUUUCCUGAGCGACCAGACCUUGCUGAUGAAGAGAGACCAAUUCCAAUUCGGAUCAGAGCCUUGGGAGCGGCAUUGACUCCCUUUAACCCUUCAGCCAGCCUCAGGAUUGCAGGACCCUUUGGUUUAAGUCUAGUACAGUGUUUAAGGUCUGAUUUCAAACGGAAGUAUUCUUCAAUGUUUGCAGAUGAUACUGUGACAGAAUACAUUUACCACUGUAAUGUCCAGACUCCCAGUGGUGAGACUGCAUUCAGAAAUAUGACUGUCCCUUAUGGAUGGGCAAAAAGACCAAUGCUGCAGCGAAUUGGUAAAAUGCACCCUGACAUUCCAGUUUCAGUGAUCUAUGGCGCCCGAUCCUGCAUAGAUGGCAAUUCUGGCACCAGCAUCCAGUCAUUACGACCACAUUCAUAUGUGAAGACAAUAGCCGUUCUUGGAGCAGGGCAUUAUGUGUAUGCAGAUCAACCAGAAGACUUUAACCAGAAAGUGAAGGAGAUCUGUGACACUGUGGACUGAGCACACUGCAGAUGACGUGGGAAAUGCACAUGGCUAAUACAGUUCCUCAGCAAUAAUUUGCAGUCUGCGAUGCAGAGUAAGGAAUCUCACAUGAGAACCAGGCAGUCUUCUUGACUGUACUUUCCCCAUGUUUUCUUUAUGAAGCUGCUAGCACAUUUAAACCAGUUAGUGCCUUCUAGAAGAAUGACUUUCCUUUCUCCAAAAUCAAAAUAUACAAGAGUCUCCAAAUCUAGUGGCUUUAAUAAAAGGUUAUUUGUCCCUCUGCUGUA